This is a messenger RNA of Pocillopora meandrina, 12741 nucleotides long. The record is from the annotation of a GenBank genome assembly. Lineage: Eukaryota; Metazoa; Cnidaria; Anthozoa; Scleractinia; Pocilloporidae.
AUGGAAACUAAUGGAUGUUGCAAAUUGCGUAAGCGGCGAGUGUUGGUAACAGGUGGUGCAGGCUACUUGGGGUCAACAAUGGUGCCCAUGCUGCUCCAACGUGGUCAUCACGUGGUUGUCUUCGACAAGUUCAUGUGGGGAGCUUUCCCCCUUUUGCCUCAUGCAGCGAACCCACAUUUGGAGAUUGUCAGGGGAGACAUUCUGGACAGGAACCUCUUGACGAAACACAUGGAGGACUGUGACGUUAUAAUCCAUCUCGCCGCCAUUGUUGGAUACCCUGCCUGUGAAAAAUUUCAUGAUGAGGCCAUCCAGGUAAGUGAUCUGGAACGAGAAUUUUUCCAUGAGAUUCAAAUUUAAUUUGGAGUUUCUUGGGCUUCUCCUCACUUCGUUUAUAGGUUGAUUUAAAAAAGAAAACUGGCACCAUUUCCCCCAUUAAUCAAGUGCAAAACUAAAAGCAGACAUGACUAGACUAGGCUAGGCUAAACAAAUCGAGGCUUGGGCGACUAGACUAGACUAGUUUUGAUGAGAUUAGACCGGGUUAGACUGGACUAGGCCUGACUAACAGGCAAGAAUUAGAUUAGACUAGUCUGAACGAGAUUAGGCUAGGCUAGAUUAAACUGCCUAGACAAGUUUAAGCAAGACUUCUCUGGACUGGAUUAGACUUAGUAGUUUGGUAGUAUCAACUCUGUAGAUAACGUAAAGCGCACGUUUCGAGUGUUAGCCCUUCCGCCAGAGCUUCGUUAGCCAUUCGCUCCGACGAAGGGCUAACACUCGAAACGUCAGCUUUCAAAAUCUUUACGGCGGCUAAUUUACGUUAUUAAGUCAGUUGUUAAUACCAAAUUACCCUGUUAUACUCUCUCACCGACGCACACCACAGUUUCUUUUGAAACUUAUCCCCUUUAUAGAUUAGACUUCCCCAAUUGCGAUGAUACUCCUGACAGCGAUUGUAACCAUGUUAUUGUAGGUGAACGUAGAGGGCACAAGGAACAUCGUAGAAAAUCUAGGGGACGAUCAGCAUUUGAUCUAUGCUUCCACUGGGUCAUGCUACGGAGCUGUUCAGAAUGGCGUAUGUGACGAAGAAACACUGAUCUCCCCCUUAACCUUGUACGGACGAACAAAAGCUGAAGGAGAGAAACUGGUGUUGGACGCCGGAGGGGUUGCGCUUCGCUUGGCCACUGUGUUCGGUGUGUCCCCCCGUCUCAGGCUCGACCUUCUGGUAAACGAUCUUACUGACAAGGCUCUAAGGCUCCGACACUUCGAUCUGUAUCAGGGUGGGUUUCGCCGCACUUUCCUUCACGUAAAAGAUGCUGCCAGAGCAUUUGUGUUCGCGGUGGAAAACUAUAAGAAAAUGGCAGGGCAGGCUUUCAACGUUGGAGACGAAAACAUGAACUUGUCCAAGUCUGAUGUGGCCUGCAUCAUCCAAGAGUGUGUACCUGGCUGCCUCAUAACGCAAUCUAACAACGGAGAGGACAAGGACAAAAGAGAUUAUGAAGUGUCCUACAAGAAGGUCAGAUCUCUGGGUUACCACGCCACGAUAUCAGUGGAGGAAGGUGUCAAGGAACUAAUGAAAUUCUUACCAUGUCUUAGUGAAGACGAAAUCGAAAAAGCGAGGAAUAUAUAGUGAUAAAAGAUAAUGGUUAGAAUCACCUCUUAAUAAUUUAACUGCCUAGGUGUGAUUUCCAACUCUCAGUUCUGUGUUUAGUCUUUCCCUUUUAAGUUCGUCACAAGAACAGGGUAUAUUAUUUCUGGCUUACUAGUAGUAUGGAAAAACACGAUUAGAGUUUUCUUAUAGGAAAUUAAGGAUCUUUUUUCAAACGAGGUGUUGAUUUCAAUAAUGUUGUAUUUAUUUCAUUAAGAAAAAUAUUAUACGAAGUGAAAUUAGUAAGUGAAUUUAGUGAGCAUUUCGCAAUGAGGAUGUUACUUUUAGCAUUUUAAUUGCUCAAUAACUAAAUUUGUUUACAAGACUAGUGACUUUCCUAGAGCACCCUCUCGACUGUUGGUUGAGUAUAACCACGCCCUCGAGAUAUUCUGUAUGAGAGCAGUUUGCGCUGGUCAUAGACAAGCGCCAUCUCGACAAUAUGGGUCAUUUUAUAUUAGAGAUAGUAUAUUAGCAAAAACAAAUAGUCAAUACAUGUAUAAAGCGGGAUAUAUAGGCGUUGGCAGUAUCUAAUCAAGAUCUGCUUUAACUUAAUCAGCAAGGGCGAACUGCGCCUCACUUAUACUCCAAGGAAUCUCAGGUCUCAAAAUCACUUGUGUUCUGUCAUAAGAUCAUGUUAGUGUUUUUAAUUUAGUUAUUUAGAUCUAAAUGAGCUUCAUGGAUAGAAGGAAAAUGCGCACCACUCGUUGCCAUUCGUGCGCUUAGAAAACGCUAACCAAUCACAAACCAGAUAGAUCAGUUCGGAUCGCGCCCUUAGUGGCCGUCUUCUCUGUUUUUGUCAGCGACUGUUGGUCUUCCUUUUAUCUCAGUAUUAUCCCGUUGGGUUUUGAUUCAAGAAUUUCUAAUUAAUUUUUUAGCUCUCUCUCUUUCCUGUUAAGUUAACAUAUUGAUAUGCACAGGAAAGAAUUAACCACUGACAGUGCGUGGGAUAAGCGAAACAGCUAAACAAGUAACGUUUCCUAUUGUUUUCCUUGUUCUCAAAUAUUUAGUUUGUAAAUAUUAUCCCAGUCAAGAUAUGUUUGGGUUACACGGUUGUAUUCUCACUGAGCUACUCAAAGUUAAAUAUGACAAAGUUGCAUCGCAGAACAAGAUUCAGCACGGUGAAAUUUUCUUUUAUAAUGUUUCAGUUUCCAAGGUUUCAUUGAGUGGGACCAACAGAUUUUGAAGUGAAUUAUGAAUGAAGUUUACAUUCACGAAGAAAACCUGUCGUACCAGUCAGUCUACUAGUCCAUUCAACGCGUCUUCAGCAAACUUUUAAAUAUUUUAGUAUGUGUUCGUCGACUUGACAUUGGUUUGUCAUGAAUUUAACAUGAAUGACAAAGCAACUUGAUGUAAAUGUUCAGAGUAUCAUUCAUCGGCACAACAUAUUAAAAAACUACUAAAUUAUCCUUAACUCAAACUCAGAAGCAAUUAAAAGUUGAAAUUAAACUUGCAAUAGAUGUCUAUCACAUUGUGACACGGAUUUUCUCAAACUUCGCUUUCCUGUUCAUGGGGAUCGCUCGCUUGUCCAUUAUCCUUGAGAAAUUUGACAUUAGAACAAACAUUCUCCAUAAUUUCCCGAGUUCUCUUCAGGAUUUUGCCGUCAGUUUUCAGUUCACCCCUAGCUAUCAUGAAUACAUUGUUAUUUUCCGCCAUUUAGAGUUUCAAGUAUUUUUUCAGUAGUCGGCUUACGAUCAUGUCACCUCUUGCCAUCCAAAAAAUACAUAAACAAAACAACACAAACCUGAUCGCUAGUUUUAAUCGGCCAAACACUGAUGAAGUAAAUAUUCCUGGUUGUUCAGAAGACAUCACGGGUAAUAGAGCGUAUUUACUGAAUUUAUUACUGGAAAUACAAUAUUUCUGUCGUCGAAGAACUUGAAAGCCUCUCUCAUCAGCUUAUGGUAAUUUUGGGUUUCGUUGGGGAUGCAGAAGGGAAGCUCCAGGUAACCAGAUUUGAUAUGCAAUCUUGAAAAGGAACUAUCUCUAAGAUAAAUCAAGAAAUACUUCACGUUUAGAAAGAAGGGUAACUACCGAUUGAUCCUUAAAACCUGCCUCGUUUAGGAGAGAUAUAUUUUGUACCGACUUCAAUAUUGCAUGACCAUGAGCUUGCGUGACAAACCGAAGGCCAAAAGUAAACACCACGAGAGGUUCUGCUGACGCUUCCAGCAAAAUAGCGCAGCUUGCCUUAUAUUGUGGUGAAAGUUAUUCUAUGUAAGGAAGAAUCAAAGACUCAAGGAGUGCUUUUAAUGCCAGAAGUUAUGAUUACUUUAUUUCAUGUUAUUUCACAAACUGAGACAGGCGUGACGGACUGCACGAUGCUUUCAUUCAAACCGGUUUUUUUACACGUGAUUGGGUCGUGCUACUCACAACAAUAAACGGUACGUAAGCUCGUAAAGCCACUGAUCGAGCGUAGUUGUGAAGGUCUGUCACAGGGUCUGGUACUACUCGCUCACAUAGCUAAUAAUUUUAACUUGCGCUACAAAAUGCUUUGUGGAGUGAAUCGACUGAGGUUUGUAUAGAAUGUUUUUAUGUUAGGGUUUCAAAAUUGUGAUAAAAAUGUUUCUUCGGCUAGCAAACUUUAUUUUCAUAAGUUACACAAUCGAUUGAGUGCUCAGUAAGCACGGUUACGUAUGAGUUUGAAACCAACAGCUUUUUCUUUAAAGCUGCUGAAUAUUUUCCGUAGUUAUAACUCUGUAAAACAAGCUUAAAGCUAUUAUCAAGUGGUUUUGUUUUGCUGGUCUGACGGCCAGCCCGCCGUAAUAGAAUUUUACCCUACACCCGAAAACUAAUAAGCUUUUAAACUUACAUGUUAAUGCAACUUUUGUAGUACACUUUAAAUGAAAUGCGUUUACUCCGUCAAGAUCUCCUUUCUUUCUAAAUUCAACACAUAGCGCUUUUAUUAAAAAACCGCUUGCAAAUCAGCAAAAAUUUAGCUCGGUAUGACCUAACAGGCAAUCAGGGAUUUAAUUUUAUGACGAAUUUUUCAGACGAAAAAAUUCACUCGAAAAUUAACUUGUUUUUUCUGCCUAUGGAAAAAGAGUCCUCGAAUAUGGUUAAAAUUGCGAGGAAUUGUUUCUUCGCAAGCCUGAUAUGCCUAUAAUGAGGAGUAUAUGUUGUUAAGGAUGAUGUUUGAUGUCACUGGGAUGUGAUCGAAGUCAAAACAUCUUGAAAUUUAAAAGGUGAUUGACGGAAGUAUUUUAUUUUCAGUUUCGAGUUUAUUAAAACCUGUGAAAAAUUCAUGCGUGGGGCUGAAAAUUGUGUUUCGUACGUCAUAGUUUAAGGAAAUAAGAUCAAUAUCUUUUUAUUUUGCCACUGUGAUUAUUUUUAACCAUUCUGGAAAUUUCAAAGUUGUAAAUCACAUUUCAACUUGUAGAAACUUCUGUCCACUUGAAAAGUUAGUGAAACCCUGGACAACUUUACAAGUUGAUGAAUGUUAAGAAAUAAUAUUCAAAUCGAUGUCUGUUGUACAAUCUUUGAUAGAAAGAAAAAUAUAAAGAUUUCAAAUUGUUUUUAUUUUGCUUUGUUCAUAAAUUGAAUAGCAAAGGUGAAGUUUAAAAUUUUCUGGAGAACUAUUGUGGUAAAAUAUUGUAAUUAGUUGUGAAUUUCUACCAACACCUUCCUUGGUGUCUGCAAUAAACAAUCCUUCAUUAAACUCUGAAGAAUCAAACUGACUUUGUUUGUAAUUUUGAAAUAAAUUUGAAAAUUGAGUAAACUUUGUCAGACCAGAUGUUCACACUAUUGUGAAAUCUGCACUUUACCCACGUAGCCUGGUGAGAGAAAUUCUGGCACCAGUAGAUGUUUGUAGAAAAAUUAAUUAAAGAGGCACCAGGACUCUGUUGCUUUAAAUCAUUGUUAAAAUGUGAUUUCCUUGCUAAUAGCUUUAGUUGUUGCUAGCCAUAACUUUUUUCAAAGGAUGGGCAAUGGUUAAUCUCAGCAGUAAAUACAGCCAGUGAAUAGCAUUCUUUUUUAUUUUUUAACAAUUGUUUGGAUUCAUUUGACAAUGAUGUAGGCUGCAAACAUGAUUAUGUAAUAAUUUUAAAAUAACUGGGUCAAGGGAUAGACUAAGGAAUUGUAAGGAUGAAGUACAAUACUUUGUCAACUGUGGAUCAAUUUACAUGUAAUGCACAUCAUCCAAAGUCCAUAUUUUUUAUCAGACAUUCAAAACAAGGUACCAUCAUUAGCUGCCAAAGAUUGGGAAAUUCUCCAGCUAAUAUUUUACAGCCCAGCCCCUUUUUUUUUUUUUUCAAAAUUCUCCCACCACCCACUUUUCUUGCAAAUGAUAGCUCUUUCAAAAUCUUCAAACAAAACAGAUUUAUAAGCUCUUUGGCAGAAAGAGAACCUUGCUUCUGAAAUUAACUUGUUUUUCAUCUCCAAAUGAAAGUAAAAAAAUAUGAGAGACAAUAAGCUUCCAUGAACAUUAAACAGACCAAAAAUGAACUUAUUAAUUUGGUGCAAAAACUUAACGUUUAAACAGUUUAUCUUGUUUUUAUUUUAGUUUGGAAAGAAUUUCUGCCCGGUGCAUUUUGUCCAGGCAUCUGUCAAGUGCACAGACCAAAGCAGCCCUAAAACCAUUUUACUUUGCAGUUCAUCCUGAUCUUUUUGGCCAGUAUCCAAUGCAGAGGGUAAGAGAAACUAUUCAGCAACACUUAACUCUUAAAGUUAACUUGUAACAAAAUUUUUUAGAAUAUUUGAAAUGGUUGAUGACUAGAGGUUUUAAGCUCAAAGGGGAUCCUAUGUUAAGUUAGGGUGAACGCAGGUAGUGUUGUCAUGGCAAGUAUCACAAGGUGAGGUUAUUUUGUUAUCACACCCUUGGUCAGAUACAUGAUUUCAUGUGAUGACCUAGUGAUCAGUUGGCUCAAGUUUAGGAUGUUACAGAUACAGUAGGUUUUGUCACAGCAUGAUAAUAUUGUAAGCACAGGAAAAGCUGUUAUCACACACAACUGUGUCUCUUCUAAGAUUAGGCUUUGACCCUUUUUCUAUCAAGAUCUGAUUAUUAAUUUUCCCCUCCAGCUGCUAAACAUUUCCAUGUAAAUUCUCCAACUAUGCCCCCUGACACAAAUAUUAAAACACAGUUUGUUUUUUGGCACAGAGAGAAGUUUAUUAGGAAUACAAACAAAAAGAAAAAAAAGCUAAUGAUAUAUAAUAAACCUCUCUGCCACCCUAUGACAUCACACAAAAUCACCCAGGAUGGGAGGGUGGGUGGGAAGAAAAAUGAAACAGUACAAUACAAAAUCUCUGGCGUAUGCUUAAAGUGAAAACUGAUGUGAAAUGAAACACAAAACUCUUAGAGCCUGAUACCAGAGGGUGUGUAUUGCACAAUUAAUCUCUCUGAACACAGGCUUGUCCAAAGGGGGUAAAUUGGUUACAAGUAUUUGGUGUUCGAUGAAGACAACAACUUCUACCUGAUCGAUUAUUAAGUAUUCUCAUGACCUGUUUGCUAGAUAAUGUUUGGAUGUUAUAUAGGAAGAAGUUACAUUUUAAUCACUUCUGUAUUUAAGGUGGGGAUCUUUUAAUGCCUCAACUUCUCACUGGGCUAAGUCAUUCCCUUCACAGCUUCCUUCCAUGUUUAUGUAAAUUAACCAACAGAUUUUGGUGUCGCACAAGUGUAGACUUUGUUAAGUUUGUCAAUUUUCAACACUUAUCAGUUGUGUGGUGUAUUAAAAUUUUAAAGAAAAGUUGCUGCAGGUACAGUUAUUUGUUAGUUGAAGGAGGGGAUAUCCUCAGGCCAGUUGUUUAAUGGCAGAAAGAUUUUCAUACAAAUUAUACUUUUUUGGUUUAUUUUCAGUCAAUAAAUGAAGAUUCCUUGAAGAGGUUGAACUCAUACCUGGAAGAUCUGCAGAAGAAAAAUCCUGUGAAUCCCACACACUUGAUGUUCUAUUUAAAAAAUGAUACAGCAACACCACCACUUGAAGAGGGUAAGGCAUAUUAAAACUUAGAGGUCUGUGAUGAUGAUGUAAAACAGCAUUAUAUGUUUCUGUUAUAGAGUUUCUCCUCCAUUGUGAAAUGUUAUAAUUUUUGACUUAAUAUUUUGGUCAUUGCACAGUUAAUUCAUACUAUCCUAUAGUUAGUCCAAUGGUGUAGGGGAUUCCUCAGGGGUGCCCAUGACCCCUCCCCCUUCCCCUUGUAAGCAUUUUUUAGUCCUAUAAAUUAAAACACAGCAUGGAAGUCAACAUGAUGAUCUGUUUUAAAAGUAACCUCUGUUUUACACAGUGUGACCGCCCUUUGAAAAAUCCUGGCUAUGCCCCUGAAGUCCUCUAUUGUUUCAUUUUGUGUUCCUUCUUUUAUUUGUGUAUUACCUCUCAAAUCAGGAAAAUGUUAUAAUGUUAUCCCAUGCAAGGGCAGUAGAGUCCUUAUAGCCCAAGGGCAGCACAGUCAAAUGUUGUUUAAAGAAGAUUGCCAAUGUGAGGGUGUUGCCUAGAGUUGUUAUACAAGUCCAACAUCUUAUACUAAGAUUUUGGAAUUUAUAAUUAUUGAUAAAUUAUUAAUUGUUUGACAUGUGAUUGUUAGGGCUGGAUCUCUUCAAGACGGUAAGAGUUUCACUUUUCUCUCGUGAUGUCCAGUUCACCAUUAGUCACAUUUUGAAGACCUGUGGUAUGUUGGAGGAUUUGGUUACUCUGCACCAGAACAGUGAAAAACCUAAGGUGUCAGUUGCACUUCCCUAUGAUGCACCACAUCACUGGCUUAACGUUUAUAAACAGUUCAGUGACAGGCAGAGCCCUUUGGACCUUGCUCAAUUGCAGAGAAACUCACGACUCUCUUUGAGAGACUUCCUUGACAAGAACAUCCAAGAUGCCAGGGGAAAACAAGAAAGUAGUAAAUCUGUCAUAGAGGAGAGUAAACUGCUUUCUGAUAAGAUAUGUAAAGAACUCAUGUUGAACAAGCUGGAGUCAAUCAGUGGCUGGAGUCAUGCAUCCUAUCAUGGCUCCCUUAAAAACUUUUGGAACCUUUGCUUGUCCAAGAAGUCUGAACUUCAGAAUCUCAAGGGACAUACAAUAAUUUUUACAGACUGGACAGGAGUUGAUCCUCUUGGGCGUGUCAUGUUGAAUACUCAAGAUGUUCCAGAAUUUUGGCUCUCGGUAAGUUAAAGAAGUAGCAGCACAACUUUUAUGGCCUUGUGGCAGCAACCACCCAAGCUUAUUCUACUCUUUUAGGUUGAAGACAUAUUUGAAGUCAUGCUAGAUUGCAUGCCUGUCAAAAAGAUUGAUGAAACCUUUAGUGGUUUUGAAUGCUUGUCGAAAGAGGUGUUCAUUGGUCUGGACAUGGUUUUUAAAUGCAAAACUAUUGGGUAGCAAUUUAAUUUGAGUGAAAAAACAAGAUUGAGUGAAAACACUUUUUUUUUAAUUCACCCCCUUUUGGCUGCUCACAGAACCCACAGCUCUUGAGUCUUGAGCAUGAAACUCACAUGGACAAAUUCAAUCUGAUGCUCUCAUGUUGAAACUAUCACUUCCUUUUCAGAACUUAACAUCCUUGGAAGACUAUGACGUUCUUGUUGAUCAGGUACCUAUGUGGGAGAGAAAACUAUCCUCAUUACUUGGAGACAUGAACAUCAAAUACAAUGAAGAUUCACCUUCUGUCUCAGUUGUGGAAUAUCUAAACUACCUUUACCGAGUGGUUUCCUUGCUGAAAAAAGGAUUACUUGGAGCUGAUGCUUCAACAACCAUUCAGCCAGGGGAAUUUAAAGUGUGUACUGCAAGAAUCCUGAGGUUUGUUAGUUUUUGUGUCACCAGGUCAUUACGAGAAAAAUUGAAAAGUUUUUGUGCACAAAUUGUCAGUGGGGAAAGAGAUUAUAAAUUUGAACAAGGAUCAGAUUACUGGCAACUCAUCCAUUUCCAACAGACAUGGAACAUGUCAAACAAUUCAAGCAUUUCUAUCAAGAAUUUGUCGAUUUGGGUUGACAAUGAAAAAGGAAUGCCAGGCAAACCUUACCAUGGGCCUGUCACUGGCAUCCCAUGGAAAAAAAGGUUAUGUCACAUUAUUUGAGUCUUAUCUUGAGCCUGACAAAACUACAGUGCUUAGUGCUUAAAAGUAAGCCAACUCCCUCAAAACUCAACCAUUGAUCCUCUGAGUUGAGAAUGGAGACAAUUGAGUCAAGUUUCAAGAUGUUCAAAACUCGUUUUGAACUUCCUGAAAUGAGGAAACAAAGGUGUUAGUUGGAUUAGUCUGAAGCAUUGAUAGGAAAGGCAAUGAUUUUAAAUCUGUAGAAGGAAAAAGGAUGAAUAUAAUACAAUCAAGCUAGAAAAUAAUUUUAAAAUGGAUAAUUUUUUAGCAAACUAAGUGAUUAAAAAUUGUUACAUUUUUUUUAGCCCUUCAGAUGCACUCAGCUUGUCACUUAGUGGUGAGUUCCAAAUACCAACUUCAAUUCCAACAGAGUUAAUUGUGGAUUUUUUGGGAAAGCACAAACAGAAGGCUAUGGACCUCCAUGAAGAGAACAAAAAGUAUGGAAACUUAUUUAUCAUUAAAACCUGACUGCAGUAUUUAUUACAAGUCAAAUGACUAUCAAAUUAAAAAAAAAAUGUUAUUCUUUGGUAUAAAGUCUACUUUGUCUUUGCCAGCAAUCUAUGAGCCUUAUACCUCUACUUAAUCAAAAAUAUACAUACAGUAGACCCUAACUAACUCAAAUUUCCAAGGGAAACAAAAAAGGUUCCAGUUUGUUGCAUUCAAGGUAGCUGAUAGUAAAUGACUGGGAAAAAAGUCACCAGGAUGUUUGAGGCUGUGUUUGAGUUAGCGGGGUUCUACUGUUGCCUACAUUUGUACAUGUGAUAAGUGCUUUUAAUCUGCACGAGAAAGAGUGACAUUAAAUUAUUGGUGUGCUGGGGUCAGGGGGGCAGUUGUAAUCCUAUUUGCUGUAUGCUGAAAAGAAAAGGAUAAAGUCUUGCAAUGUGUGCCACUUUACAGGGCUCAAAACAUGGCUUUGAAUUUUUCAUCUUAAACUACAUGCUAAAGUUGUAAAUUUGCUGAUGUUUAUUAUGUAUCGUUUUUGUUUCCAGGAACAUAUUAACAGAGGAGCAAGCAGUCCAGUCAUGUAAAGAGAAAUUUCAGUUCUCCUCUCUGUCUAAAGACAGCUCUGUUUCACCAAUGCAGAUGAGUGACUGCUGUGAGAGACUUCUUGAGGAAGAUUACCCUGAUCUUAAAAAUACAACCCUCAUUGUUUCUAAAUAUUACCAUGUUAAUGAAGAUGGUCAAAUCAGUAUUCCAUGGAACUGGAAGUGAAUCUCUUACUUGGAUGGGAGACAUAUUUGUUUUCAUUUGGCCCUUUUUCUCUCAGGAGUGUCCAAAAUGGAAAUUGCUACAUACGAUUAUUAUAAAUAUGUUAUUCUCGAGACAGGCAAUAACUAGAGAAUUUGUAAUUCAGUCAAUUAAGUAACCCCUAAUUGACAGAUCUCUUUAUUCUCACCUCUUGUCUUCUUGAUAUUGUAGUGAUAUGGCUGGGAGAAAUUCACUCUUGGUAACUCAUGGUGGUUGAAGUUUUAAUUUAAACUAGCAGAUAAAAUUAUAAGGGCUGAAAUAAUGAUAAAUUUAUGGCUGAUAGAUGGAUCUUGGGAGUGAAAGGGUAAAUGCAGGACAAUUUCUGACUCUAUUUUCAUUUGUAUAAAAAUAAAUAAACUAAUGUAUUAAAUAAUGACUGAUAAGUCAUAUCAUUUUUAAGGGCCUAUAUACACACAUAAAACACCUUAGACAGUGUACUAAGUGAAUGAUGUGGGUUUGAUAGUAAGUAAUGAAUCAAUGGAUGGAGAAAUGUUACUUAUUAAAAUAAAUUCUGUAAAUAUUGAUGGGAAAAUGUAUUAAAUUUAAAUGAUAAUAUCCUCCUUGUAAGUUAAGGGAAUUUUCAAUCACACAAAAGGAUGGAGUUUUAACUUAAGGAUUCACAAUUGAGUCUUACUUGUGGUGAAUAUUUGCGGUAGAUUUUAUUUAUUAUGAAUCCAGUGAAUACUGAACUGAUAAGUAUUCUAGAAGUAUGCUCUGUAAGUUAAUGUUAGACAUUUUAAGUUAUAUAACUUUUUGAUAAUUAUUAUUAGAUGUGAAAGAGUAGUUUUGAUAAGUGGUUCAUAUGCACUUUUUUUUAAGGUUUGGAUGCAGUAAAUAUCGGAAAAUGCUAAGUAAGAAUUGAUUAACAUUCAAAUUACCUCCUCAAGACCCUAACAAUUCUGGAACAUAUAUUUUUAAAACUGAUCUCAGUUAAUUUACACAUGUCAUGUCCUAUUUUUAUAAUUGUCAUACUGUGACAGUAUUGGAGGAUGAACAAUUUAAACCAGCAUUUGCUUAGUUUAAAAUUUCUUUUUGGUUUUUUUCCUUUGUGUGUGAACCAAAUCAUCUUAGGACCCCCUGGGAGCCCACAGAGAGCAGCUGCAUCUAUUUUGGUUUAAUUUGAUUUCAGGGCCCUUUCCUGCUGAGUUUUAAUUAUUUCUUGGGUUCUAUAAUAUCACCUGUAGUCAUAGCUUUCAUUUGAUGGAGGUACAAAGUUUAUUUUCAUUUCAGUUUCCUGGAGUAAACAGUUGUUGUUCAAACAUGGAGAAAUCUUAUUUUAUUAAUAACAAUAUAUUACUAUAAAUUAUCAUUAUUUAUUCUAAUAGUUAAAAUAGGAUUACUGAUACUUAUUUAAUGGUUAUGUGCCAAUCAAUUCUGUAAGCUUCAACAUUCCCCUUGUGCCAUGGGCAACCCACAGGCAUUUGACCAUCAUCUGUGCCCAGGGGGUGGAAUAUUUGAACCUUGCCUUGAGAGGUUGGGGAAUUUGAACCAGAGGUGUCAAGUCUUUUGAGCAGAAUCUAAGUUUUACAUAUUUAAAUACAAAGGUGUGUAUGGCAAAUAGUUCACUCUCAUGGGCAAAUGGUUCAAAAGAAAAGGUUUACAAGGUCUAGGUUUUAGAGCUUGGUUAAUGUUUAGAGUCACAGUUGCUGAUUUUGCCUUUUAACAACCAAAAAAAAAAUUGGGCCGAGCAUUUGACCACAAUUGUGAAGACAACUAAAAUUUCUCUCAACAGGAAAUCUCCUCACAAAGUUGCUCACCUCAAAAAAGACACUUUCUGAUUGCUCACUAAAAUUUCUCUCAACAGGAAAUCUCCUCACAAAGUUGCUCACCUCAAAAAGACUUUCUGAUUGCUCAUUAAA